Molecule: messenger RNA, 1146 nt
Organism: Aspergillus mulundensis
Lineage: Eukaryota; Fungi; Ascomycota; Eurotiomycetes; Eurotiales; Aspergillaceae
Product: proteasome regulatory particle lid subunit RPN9
Exons: 3
Coding region: 1-1146 (381 amino acids)
Biological process (GO): ubiquitin-dependent protein catabolic process
Cellular component (GO): cytosol; nucleus; proteasome regulatory particle, lid subcomplex
Molecular function (GO): structural molecule activity
Source: RefSeq, a predicted model, not a curated record
AUGGAGAACCAAAAGAUCUCCGACUUCCUCGCCGACCAGCUUCAACAAGCUCCGGAGCAGUGCCAGGCGUCAUUCUUGAGCUUCGAAGAGUACUGGGAGCGAAAGCUGUGGCACCAGCUGACCAAUGCCUUGAUCGACUUCUUCCGUCUACCAGAGAGCGCUCCCCAGCGGUUACCGUUAUUCAAGACAUUCGUCCUGAGCUUCGCAGACAAGAUCAACCAGCUGAACUUUGUUUCGUUGGGGUUGAUGGCGUCGACAGAAUGCGCGGAUGACCAAGAACGACUUUCCUUCCUCACAUCACUCGCCGACAAGGUGAACAAGCCAGAGUCACAAGACGCUUACAUCUACGCCCUCGCGGAGGUCGCCAAUGUCAAACAACGGCUUCAGAAUUUGGACGGCGCGCAGAAGGACCUAGAGACAUGUCAGAAGGUGUUGGACUCGUUUGACGCGGUGGAGAACGUUGUACAUGCUUCAUUCUACAAAGUCAACGCCGACUACUACCACGCCAAGCAAGAAUUUGCCUCCUUCUACAAAAACGCCCUUCUCUACCUCGCCUGCAUCGACCUCGAGGAGCUGUCCGAAUCCGAGCGUGUAUCGCGCGCUUACAACCUCAGCGUCGCCGCCCUGGUCUCAGACUCCAUCUACAACUUCGGUGAACUCCUCCUGCACCCGAUUCUCGAUUCUUUGACCGAGACAUCACACGCCUGGCUCCGCGACCUUCUUUUCGCCUUCAACCGUGGCGAUCUCACCGCCUACGACGUCCUCGCAGGCAACGUCUCUAAGAACCAGCUCCUCCAGUCGCACCGGUUCUUCCUAUACCAAAAGAUCUCCCUCUCCGCACUGACCGAGAUGGUCUUCCGCCGCCCGCCACACGACCGCAACUUGACAUUUGCGUCGAUCUCCGCUGAGACGAAAGUCAAGCCCGAAGAAAUCGAGCACCUAGUUAUGAAGGCGCUGUCGCUGGGUCUGCUGAAGGGUGCUAUUGACCAGGUCGGCCAGGUCGCUCAGAUUAACUGGGUGCAGCCCAAGGUGUUGGAUAUGAAGCAGAUUGAAGGCAUGCGGAAUAGACUGAAGGACUGGGAUGCCGGUGUUAACCAGUUGGGUCACUGGAUCGAGGGUGUGGGCAAGGAUGUGUGGGCCGCAUAG